Messenger RNA from Patiria miniata (bat star), 5516 nucleotides. RefSeq lists its product as uncharacterized. Lineage: Eukaryota; Metazoa; Echinodermata; Asteroidea; Valvatida; Asterinidae. Gene Ontology annotation, cellular component: perinuclear region of cytoplasm. The record is from RefSeq and is a predicted model, not a curated record. The transcript has 24 exons. Bases 129 to 4343 code for a protein of 1404 amino acids.
GCAUUGACGUCACCGUUCACUGGGCGACUCAAUACAAUAUGGCGGCCGUGGGGUCGACGUGAAACUUUUACUGCGUUUGCAUGUAGUUUUUAAACACUGAACAUUUCAACAGAGACGUUUAAGACAACAUGGCGGACAGGGCGGAAGAGCCGGCUCCGAGGAAAAAAGGGAAGAAGGGAAAGGGGAAGAAGAAAAGGUCUACAGUCACGGAGCCAACUACAGAAGAAAUAGAGCGUGGACAAGGUGACGGAGCAGACAUUGAAAACCCAGGCGUGCAUGCAGUUCUAAACACUGAAAACGACAACACAAAAGACAACAAAGCAGAGCCAGCUCCUAGGAAGAAAGGAAAAAAGAAAAAAGCUAAAGUAACAGAGCCUCCCACGGAAGACAUAGAGCGAGGACAAGAGGACGCAGCAGACGUUGAUAUGCAAGCCAUUGAUGAGUUGUUGAAAAUAUUAAACUGUGUUUUCUUGGUGAUCCUUCACCGCAAGUUCCAAUUGGUUGUAGAUUCCAGAUUGGAAAGUGAAUUAGAUGAGUUUAUUCCCAACGCAGGUGACAUUGAGCAGGGCCUGUCAGUGACAGAGACCAAGUUAGAACCAGGGACCAAUUUAGAAUCAGAGCCCGAUUUGAAACUCCAGGCCGACUCCGAACCAACUCAACUGCUUGAAGAGUCUUUCCCAGAUGCAGAAACCGAUCGGCCAGGGGCCUCGGAGACACAGACCGUAUUAGAUGCCGAGGCCAGUUUGGCAACAGGGCCCAAAUCGGAACCAGAACCCAAAUUGGAAUUGGAGCCCAAAUCAAAACAAGACGCAGCAGCCAUUCUGUCUCCAGUGACACAGGCCCAAGUCAAAAUUGAGGUUCCGGAGGCAAAAGCAAAGUCUCCCUCUCCAGAACCAGCUAAGGAUCUCCUGGAUGAUCCCUUAGAAACUGCACCCACGGAUAGCCCAUUGACUGAAGAGCAGCCUGCGUUGGAGGCUAAGGCCGAUACUGUCAUAAUGAUGGAGGACCAGCCUGGAGAGGAGGCUACACCGACGGAUGGGGACGUACCACUUGGGGACGGGGAUGUGGAAAGGGUUGCAUCACCAGUUAAAGAUGAUGACACCCCAGCCCGAGCUCGAACCCCAGCCCAGUACCCUGAAAUGGUAGAUGAAGAAGAGCCGGUCUUCAAACCGACCCCUCGCACCAUGGACCUAGGCAGCCGGGAUUUCGACAACAUCGACCCACGAGAGAUGGGCAUAGAUUACCUGUCCGACGAAGAAUAUCAAUACGAACCACCCGAGCGUGACGACCUGCCCGAUCUCUACAAGCUCAUGAAUACCUUAGAUGGCGGGGAAUCAGACUUGGAGGCGGAGGCCCCGCCCCCUUCGUUCUUCCAACGCCCCGAGCACGAGCCCAACUACAAGAAGAUCUCGGUGCUCCGGCAAGAAAUGGAAGAAGAGGAAAUCGAUCCUUACAUUAGUCAGUUUGACGACACCAUCAAGGACGACGUGCUGAUGAUAGGCAACAUCUCGCUGGAAGAAGUCCAGGAUGAAGAGCGACGUCUUAGGGAUGAACACAUCGCCUUCCAGCAGCAGGAAGCCGUCUUGGCCCGCAGACGCCAAGAAGACAUCUUGCUCCGAGAGGAGCAUGCCAAAGGUCACGUGACCAAACUCAUGAAGGAGAAACGCAAGGCGCUGUCCCGCCGAGAGCAACUCAACUUGCAGAAGGAGCGACUUCUUCAGGAUCAGCUUCACAAGACUUUUAGGAAGUCGGAAAACCAACUCCUGCGAUCGCUGGAAAUCAGAAAGGGGGAAGUCAAGACUAUGUAUGGGGAUCUCAUGAUGGCCGACGGGCAGUACGGAGGUUCUAAAGGUCGUCGUUGGAAAGUGGAUUGGAACCGCGCACCACAGCCGAUUCAGAUCAAGCUGAAAUGUUUGAGGGGCGUUAAAGAUAAGCUGCCUUCUGGACGUUAUAUCUUGAUGGUCUCUCUCUACGAUCGUAUCGGUGGUCACGUCCUGCGCUGGUCCAGCUUACGUGGCCAGGAAUGGGGCGGGGCUACCCUCCCCAUGAAUCACGAAGGCCGCUUCCAUAACGUGGAGAUCAAGAUUGAUCAGAGUCUGUUCACCGUCUGCCCGUCCAAGCCCAGCAUCCGUCCAGGCAUGAUGCUCCAGUUCGAACUCUUCCUAGCCCGCGGGUCCCUCCUCCCUGUCGACAAGGUGGUCGCGUGGGGGGUGUUCCCGAUCUGCGACGGCCAGUUCAACAUCAUCCAGGGAAAGUACGUUACCCCUAUGUUACGGGGUGAAGCUGACCCGCAGAUGGACCGUCACGAAACCAUAGAAAAACUGAUGGCGUCCGACAUUGACCACUGGCUCAGCAACUUGUACUUUGAAGUGGUCAAGCUACCGAGAUACAUCGCCGGGCACAAGGAGUACGAAGUGGAGCUUCAGUUUUCCUCCAAUCUGCUGAGCUACCCCGAUCGCACCAGGACCGCUGAGGAGGCUGUGGACGGCGACGAACCGAUCAUGGGAUCCACGGCCGACGUGGUCUCGGCCUCAGGAGAUUUGAGCAACUCGAUCGGGAAAGGCUCGCAGGCCAGCUUGCAAGCAGGCAGCUCUGACAAGACUGGUGACUCUGCCGAGAAAGCAAGCAUCGAGCGCACCAAUGAGACUGGGUCCCAGACCGGAAGCCGAGCAAGCCUGAACAACAACGAAGACAUCAAACAGAAACUACCGACUGUUGACGACAAGCUGUCGGACCUGCGGUACCGUGGUGGGGGGCGGGGCCCAGACCAGCCUCCGCCCACCGUCAUCGGAUCUCGUAAGCUCAUCAGCAAGGAUGCCAAGAUGCAUCUUGACUCGGACGACGAGAACUCCGAGGACGAGGACUACCUGCAGAAAAUGGACGGGUUUGAGGCGGUCAAGGGAGAGACGGGCUUGUUCUACAAGCACCACAUGAACCCGCCAGCGACUGACUACAUGCGGCGUCUGUACACCAUGCUGCCUAAGACAGGAUUGCUCAGCCCGCUGCGGAAGAAGAAAAAACUGACUUAUCUUGAAGAGCUGGACACUCACACCUUUGCUGUUCAGAAACCGUUCUCCACCAAGGGUCGUCUGGCCCGGGCCGGCCACGAGAAGGUGCAGUACAUCUCUCGUCAGCUCAUGUCGGAGCUGGGCCUAUCCCAAUGGCGUUCCAGGGAGUUCUGGACCCUCAUCGUGCUGUUCUGCCUGCUCUUCUUCGUCCGUGUCUACAUGCACUACCUGGGCCAGUGGGGAUACCUCAACAUCAUCGGGAUUCCCAUCAGCAAGUUUGAGCUUCUGCCAUACAGUGUCAAUCUCAACUACCAAUCAUCUCUCCUGCACACUCGCGAGCUGGUAGCCGUGGUCAUCCUAGGCCCGCUCACCAACAUCACCAUCCUGGUCCUGAUGGUCUUCGCGGCUUGGCUGUGCCAGAAAGCCGCGGGUAGCUUCCCCACGCUGCUCUGCAAACUCGUCAUCGUCUACAGCAUCCAUGCCGUCUUGGACCCGAUCCUGAUCGCGAUCGUGGAUGCGCCACUCGGGCGUUACAACUACGAAGCUGGCGACGAGCCAAUAGCAGAUGCGGCCAAGUUGUACUACCUCUUCCAACAGACGCAUGGCACCGGUCUGAUGGGCAUCCUCAUGACUGUCCCCAUCUACCUGUUCCUAAUGUUCUUUGCAGCCGUCGUUUUCUACAUGUACUUCCUGAGGCUGCAUAACAACGGCCGGAUGCUGGACAUCUUCCACCGUCUCCACGCCAAGCAGGAGGAGUUUUUCCUGCCGUACGAUCUGGAGAUCAGCAACCAGGAGCUGGCCUACAUCUGCAAGAAAGCCGAGCAGUGGCGGGGCGAGGAAGGGGAGAGGCGCAAAGUGGGCGUGUACGACUACAUCUGGGAGGAGGAAGAUGUUGAUGAGGACACGUUGGAUGGGGAGAAGGGAGGCAAGAGCAAGCAGGAGAUCACGACCCACGUGUCCAUCCACACGCUGCACCUGGACGGACUGCGUGAACUACACCGUCACUUCCUGCGCCUGCCUGACGGGGCCAUAGUGGAGGUGUUUGGGGAAAUGGGAGUGGUGGGUCUCGACAAGGAUCUCCGAGCGGCCUUACAGAAGGGCCCCACGGCGCAAACAAACUCGGGCUGGGACCGGAUGGGCUCGACGGACACCCUGCGCACCCGCCAACGGCCCAAGACCAUGGGGGGAUUCGGGUCGCAGGAUUUCCUGGACAUACCGCCCUCGCCGGGGGCCGGGGCCAGGCGGUUUGCGUCGCGCGAGUCGCUGCGGUCGGGAGGUAGCGGGGGAUCGCGGUUGAGUGUCGGGAAGGGACUCGGGCAAGAAUCCAAGGCUUAAGUACACUCGUAUAAACGGACCAUCCCUGUCUGUUAAUCAGAGUGUACAUUGACCAAUCAGAUCACAAGUUUUUGGUCAGGUGACCUCUGUAACUCAGUCAUACUGAGUUACAAGCACUGUGAGAUAAGGCUAAGUCCAGAACAGUCCAUAAAAUAAAGAUAAUAUAACAAAAAGCCUUUAAAACAAAAAAACCCUUAGUCCUUUGAAAACUGAAGGUGCGGAUACGAUGCACUCAAAAUAAAUUCAAUAAUUGUACAUGUGUGAUUCGUUUGUCCCCAUCUCUUUGAAAGAUGAUUUUUGUUUUGAAGUUCUUGAUAUUUUAUUUAGAUUAUUGUGUGCAUAUUACUCAAGAGUCUAGAUUCAUCAGAGGCAAAAUUGUACUUUUUUAGUUUAGAAGUUUAAGAGUUCCUUUGUGCGGUUUGAUUUUUGUUUUACUUUUUGUAUUUGAAAAUCCAAAGGGAGGCUGUGAAUCUAAAUUGAACCAAAUUUGGGACCAAAUUUCGCACUAAUGGAAUAAUUUAUGUUUUCAUCCCUUUUUUUUAUUAAGUUGACAAUUUACUUUCUUACAUGUGAGCUGUUAUCACAAAAUGAGUCUAAAGUCAGACUUUUGAACAAUUGAGAUGUUUAUUUAUAUUCUGCAGAACAAGAGUUUUCCAAUGGUAUAAAAUGUUUAGGGUUGCUGAGUUCAGUAACAGAAAUAUAGACCACUAACUUGAACUUGUAAAACUGAAUCUUCAGAAAAUCUUCUUGAAAAUCCUUUGGUUGUGUUACAGUGAAUGAACAGUAAAUAAAACGGUAUGAAAAUAAGUUUAAAAGAUGUUUGGCAGAACAAAAUAUUGGAAAAGGCAAAACAGGACUUACAGACUGAGAUUCGCCUGAAAACAAAAAAUUGACCACCCCGUCAAAUUCUGGCUUUGCCCCACUACAGCAAAAUGGAAAUUUCCAACUUCAAGCUCACUAUGCGAAGACAGAUCACAUAACGUCAAGUAGAAAACUUUUUAGAAACAUGUCACAUUCAAAUUACAGAAUGUUGUACAAAAUUAGAUUUUUCAAUCAGUGUGCAAAUUUGUUUAGGAUAUUUUUUACAAGAGUAUUUAACAUCUCAUUUCUUAUUUUUUUAUACGAAGCGUGAACUGAAUGUAUAUUUAGGCUAAAUCUAUGAGUUGAAUUGUA